AUGGGGGAGAACUGGCUCAGAGAGCUUCACUGGAAGCAUUGCAUGGGGCACGGGCGGGUGUGUACGGCUGGGAAGGCUCCCAGGCUGAUCAGAGACCCCGACCACAUAUGGAUCGAGGCACUUGAUAUUGGGGGCUUUGCCGGGGCCGCCGGGCGACGCUGCAACUCGCAUGCCCAACGGGCUUGGUUCGACAAGAUGGAGGUGGAAGGGGUGCAUGAGGUGCAUAGGGUGAGGUGGAAGCUGACAGGGGACUUGAGGGCAGGUCCGGUGCUGAUUGGCCACGUCGAGGACCCCGGCCGCCGAAAAGGAAAUCAUCACCAGAUCAACGCCCACGUCGGCCAGCUCUCCCUGUCAAUGUACUACUGGUCACGGGAGCCUUGGCCACAGGCCCGUGGCCGGGCUACGAGACAGCAUGGUGCAAGUAUAACGAGGUCAUACACACCAGAGCCCAGCAGCGAGGUGAUGCCUGGUCGUGAGAAGACACCUGCGGGGAAGAGCCCCAAGCGUGUUCGCUGGAGAGAUGUCAAGGAGGGGGAUGACGGGCUGUCGACACCACCACAUACGCCACAGUUGGGCAGACUCGGCACCCCUGAGCUUGAAUUGAGGGCGAAUUGCGACAAAUUCUGUGACUGCUGCUCAGAUGAGCAGAUGUAUCGUGAGGAAAGGUCAAAGAUGGAUUCUCAAAUCGAAUCUGCCUUGGCUCACAUACGUGGGUCUUCAGGGAGGAAGCUGUUGACUGCUGGAAGUGAUGGUCGCCGGGCGAGAUGA
Messenger RNA from Diaporthe amygdali, 768 nucleotides. RefSeq lists its product as uncharacterized. NCBI's taxonomy places the organism in Eukaryota, Fungi, Ascomycota, Sordariomycetes, Diaporthales, Diaporthaceae. The record is from RefSeq and is a predicted model, not a curated record. Bases 1 to 768 code for a protein of 255 amino acids. The transcript has 5 exons.